GCAAAUUCGUGGGUUUAGACAGCCCGAGGUUUUUAAAAAUGGAAAAACAAGUACGACCUGUGUUUACUUUAGAAUUGGGUCAUAAAAUUUUGCCAGGUCUCGUGACUAUUGGAAAAUACGAUGGCACACAUCCUUGUUUAACUGCUGCCACAAAUACCGACAAAGUGUUAAUUCACAGUCCUCAUCGUAAAAACACCUCAUCUGUUGGCAAAAUCAUCCAAUCAGAGUCUAACAAAGAGAUUGCUAUCCUUAACAUAAACCAAGCCAUCACCGCUCUGGUGACAGGAUUAUUAAUACCAAACGAAGAUAAAGAUAUUUUGAUAAUUGGAACCCCAACAAAUUUGCUAGUCUACCAUGUUCACGAUAACAAAGACAUUUUUUACAAGGAAUGUGAAGAUGGCGUACGAUCAGUCACAAUUGGAACUUUUAAAAACUUCAAAACACCCGUUGUUUUGGUUGGUGGAAAUUCUUCAAUUCAUGGAUAUGACCAUAAAGGCAAUGACGUAUUUUGGGUGGCCAUUGGUGACAUGAUAACUUCUAUGAUUCUCAUGGACUAUGACAAAGAUGAUACUAAUGAGUUAAUUGUUAGUUCAGAAGAUUAUAACAUCAGAAUCCUCAAAGGCGACAAAAUAGUAACAGAACAUAAUGAAACCGAAGUAGUAUCUGGCCUAAUAGCGUUGCCAGAUCAAAAGUUUGCUUAUUCCGUAUCUAACGGCACUGUAGGAGUUUAUGAAAAGGAUAUAAGGCUCUGGAGGGUCAAGUCAAAAAACUUUGCAGUUGCCAUGCACGAAUAUGAUUUACUCGGCCAAUCAUCCACUCAGUUAAUAACAGGCUGGUCAAAUGGAAAAGUAGACUGUAGGAUUAUGAAAUCUGGUGAAGUUUUAUUUAAGGAUUCAAUGUGCGCUGGAGUAGCUGGGAUAGUUGAGGGUGAUUACAGAUCAAUGGGAAAAACUGAUUUGAUAUGCGUUUCAACCGAAGGAGAAGUCAGAGGCUAUACGACAACAAAGACGAUGACAGGAGGAAAUUCGAGUGUCGAACAAAAUACUAUCGAAAAUCUUUUAUCACAAAAGCAAGCUCUUUUAAUGGAAUUGAAGCACUAUGAAAAUAACGUGAAAUAUAACUCCAAUGCUUCAAAUGAAACCGAAAGUUAUGAAGCAAGUGGAGUUAUUCCUUCUAAUACUAGAUUACAAGUUGUAGUUAGUACUAGUAAUGGGGAAAAAGGACAAAAGCCACGUAUUGAAUUAUAUAUUUGUACAAACAAUUCCACCAUUAUCAAAGCAGUUAUUAUUUUUGCCGAAGGCAUAUUCAAGGAUGAAAGUCACGUUAUACAUCCGGAAACAUCAAAAUUAUCUUCUGAUAUGUUAAUACCUCUUUAUUUACCAAGAGAUAAUCCAGUUGAUAUACAUUUGAAGGCUCUUAUUGGAUAUCCGAGUAGCAUUCAGUUUCACGUUUUUGAGGUGACCAAGCAGCUACCAUGCUUUUCUAUGUACGCAAUAAAGGACGCUCUAGAUGCAGCAAACAAGCCUAAAGGUCAUGUUCAAUUUAGAAUUAACGAGCGACUACAAAGGAUUUGCAUGUGGAUCAAUCAAAAUUUCAUAUUUCCUACCGAAAUUGAAGUUGAAUCUGAACCUAAUUUAGUUGUAAAUAUACAAUGUUUGAGGGACAACACUGAUUUGAUAAUGGAAUUUGAAAUAUCUGGAAAAGUCACCCUUUUUACGGACAAUAUGUUUUUGGCUGCCGACUUAAUCCAAUCGCUAUCUGGUUAUUUAAAAUUGGAAAAUUUAGAGUCCAAAGCAUCAUUUGUACAGGAAGAAUCCAACCUGAAACACCUAAUGCAAAAGCUCAGCGAUAUUCAAGAAGCUAGAUUGAAGCUGGAUACUGAUGUUGCUGAUAGGCUAGGUCAAAUAAGGAAUUUGAUAAUCAGGGCUGAAGAUAGCAGGAUAAAUGAUGUUAAAGAAAUGAUGGAUCAUUAUCAUGAAUUGAACAAAGUGAACAAAGAACUAAUAAACGGCUACAACAUUAAAACUCAAAACUACAACGAAGGCAUAGAAACCAUGAAGAAAAUUAACAAUAUUAUCCAGAAAGCUUCUAGGUUACGAGUCGGACAGAAUUCGGCAGUUAUGAUUAACCAUUGCAGAAAUGCUAUAAAAAAUAAUAACAUUGAAGGUCUAAUAAGAAUAAUUCGUACAGGAGAACUUUAAAGUGAAACAACAAAUAGAAAUUAUAUUUUUGCAAGAUGUAAAUGAAAUUAGAAAAAGAAAAUAUAGUUAUUGAAAGCAUUGUAUAAUUUGUUUGAAUUGACGUUCUAGUUUUAUCAGUCUGACUUACUAUUUACAUCUUACUAUGGCGAUAGCACUAUACAACAAAAACUCGCAUUUUAUCUUAUCUAUUCUAUUUACUAUUGUCUAACUUAAAAAUCUAAGGUAUGCAUACACAUCAUUGAAGUAAGUGCUAAUACUAACUAAAUAAACAAAAAAAAAAUAGGAUAGAGUUUCAAAUAAAAAAAUAAAUAGUUAUCAACAGUGCGCUUCUUAUCUAGAACACAUAAGUUUUAUGGCAGCUUAGAGAAGAACACAUCAGAUCUAAACACAAUAAUAAAUUAUAGUGUCAUAAGUAGCAAUUAUUAUUCUUUUAGUGCUAAAAUUAAUAAAUGAGAAAACCCUACUUAAACACAUUGAAGCUUUUAAACUUUUAACUAUUUUUUUUCAGCAAUUAAAUAUUAUUACUAUUAUAGUUAGCUGUCAAAAUUUUCCUAUCUACAUCUGGCCACACACCCAACACGAAAGUUUCGAUAUCACAUUCAUUGGUGCCUCGAGCAAUUCUGAAAUAUCCGUUUUCA
Messenger RNA from Ceutorhynchus assimilis (cabbage seed weevil), 2839 nucleotides. The record is from the annotation of a GenBank genome assembly. NCBI's taxonomy places the organism in Eukaryota, Metazoa, Arthropoda, Insecta, Coleoptera, Curculionidae.